GUAACGUUAGCUUCUCGCCGUCGUUCGGACGCUCCGCACCAGGCGUUUAUUAUAAAAUACUCACGUCUUCUUCCUCCUUACUUCUUGUUGACUCUUUUUCUGCUGGAGAGCACAAACACACCCAUAACGCGAGUAUAAUAAAUAAAUCAUCGCGUUCCCGCAGUGUUGAUAAAUUAGCAGAGAGACAAAUUAUAAAAAAAUUGUGUGCGAAAUAAUACAAAAACCGAGGUUGUUUCGUCUACGCCGCUGCAGCUGCCAAAGUAGACGAAUUGUACACAACGAUUGCAUCGCGUCCAAGUGAAAGAGCCGGUGCAACGCGACACCCCCGAAUGCUCCGAUAUCGAAUUCAAAAUAAUACCGACGACGAAAUCGCUCCGUUUGUUAUGAAUCGUUGAGAUAGAGUUCGCAGACUUGAAACCCUUUGCGCCGCGAACUUGUGCGUGUGUCGUCGAUAUACGCGCAUAUCAUACGAAUAAAAGAGACGAACGAACGAUGCACAGUUUUAUCAGCUGGUUUAUCUCGGCUGACAGUUGAUAUAGUUGCGUGUGCGCGCACGCCACACAUAUAUAAACACAUAUAUAAACACAGUGACAUCUAGCAUAACGACGACAACAAAAAUAACAACAACAAGUGCGCAGAGAGCAAGUGCAGUUUUAUUAUCGUCGUCGUAGGCAUCGUUGACCCGUGUCCGGUGAUUGCGAUUUUUGUACGAUUUCUUUAUCGAGAAAUAAACAAAGUUUUCGAGAGAGAGAGAGAGAGAGAAAUACAAAUAGACAAGUGCACCGGUGUCAAGUGAAAGACACGGAAACGAACAGUUUCGAAAAUAAGUUCACGAACACACGUACGUAUACAGCGAUUUAUAAAUACCUGGACAAGGUACUGGUUGGCUACUACGUGCUCCGGUGGUGUGUGCUGUAUAUGUGUACUGUAUAGGUAUACGUACACGGGUAUACAACACGCAUACCUGUGCGAGAGAGAGAAAAGGAUUUUCCAACAGCACAGCUGAACCAGAGUGAGAGAGACUCUACGAGAGGAGAGCGAAUAUGGCCGCAAAGCGAAAGGCCACUGCCAUCAUGCAGCACCACAAGGAGAACAUAUCGACUCCAGAGCCAUCUGACAUAUCAGAGGACGACCAUUAUUCGAGCGUACUCAUGAAGGAUCCGGACAAGUUAAAGCUGAUGCUGUUAGCGUGGAACUAUCAGAUGCAGCACCAGGCCCAGCAGCAGGGCGGCGUCGUACCGCCCGGCCUGGUGGGUCCACAAGCCGCGGCGGCGGCCGUCGCAGCUGCCGCCCAGCAACAGUUGAGCAACGGCGGCGGAAUCGUCAGCAACAGUAGCAGCGGUGGAACGGGCAACGGCAUAGCCAGCGCCCUGUCACCGGCCAACGGCGCCACAGCUGGUAUGGCAAGCAACGGUGGCCAGACCUCGUCGACGCAGCAGCAGCAAUUGAACGCCAACUCGCCGGUGUCGUCCGGAAUCAACGUCAGCAGCGUCAAUACAUCGUCCUCGGGGAAUCUCACCUCUUCGACCCUCACUGAUUCUCGCAACGGCAACUCCGAGCCGAACGACAUGAGCCAGAGCGUCAACUCGGCGUCGAGCGGCUCGGCCACGACUCCGGGCGGUGCCGUCGGGCCCAACGGCGAAGACAUGGCCACGCUCUGGGCCAAUUACCAAAUCAGCCUGAAGAAGACGCCACCCCCGGGCUCCGGGACACCGUCGCGCGAUCGCGACCGCGAGCUCAGCCCCGCCGGCGAGGGAGCCGGAAGCGCCCACGACGAGACAAGCAGCAGCGGCAACAAAGAGGACGAGGACGACGACGACGAGGACGUGGACGAGCGACUCGAUCCACGCCAUCACGAUCCCGAGCGGCUCAAAGCUUUUAACAUGUUCGUGCGCCUGUUUGUGGACGAGAAUCUGGACCGCAUGACGCCUAUCUCGAAGCAGCCCAAGGAGAAGAUCCAGGCGAUCAUCGACAGCUGCACCCGCCAGUUCCCGGAGUUCGCGGAGCGCGCCCGGAAACGCAUCAGGACGUAUCUGAAGAGCUGCAGGCGGAACAAGCGCGGCAGGGAGGGCGCCUCGUGGGACGCGGCAAGACCCACUCCGGCCCACCUGACUUCCGUGCAGGCCGAGCAAAUCCUGGCGACGGCCUGCGAGAACGAGAGCGACAACGCCAAACGUAUGCGCGUCGGUCUCGAGCCCGUAUCCCAGCCGAUGCCCACACUGCCCGCUGCUACUCAGACGGACUCUAGAGUCGGCAUGGAUCACUAUUCUGGGAAUCCGGUAGUCAAACAGGUCAAACGAGAGGACACGCCGCCCACGGCCCAGGCGGCUCACACUCCGUUGACGAGCAUGGCCAAUCUCCAGAAUAGCUCAUCCAACCUGUCGAGCUCGCCCCUGGCGCUAACCCCGUCGUCCAAGAUGCACGCCCAGAGCGACAAUAAGCCGAUGCAGAGCCAAGCCACGAUGAGCUCGACGUCGAACGGAAUCGGCAGUAUCGCCACCGCGGCGGCGCUCGCGGCUGCCGGAACCACCACCGCCAUGUUCCGACCGAAUUUCGGCCAAGCUUUUCAGCAGCGAAACGCGCCGACCGGUAUGCAGCCCGGACAGUUCGUCGGGCUUCAUCCUGCUCAGAGUUUUCCCGCGGGACUGCUCAGCAAUGGUACAUCACGACCUACAGAUUUGAGUAUGAAGAACUCAACGAAACAACCUCUAAUCAAUCACAAACUGAAUCCAACAGAAUUGGCUGCGGUCAGAGCCCUGGUAACGGGCUAUCGAGAAUCCGCUGCUUUUCUGCUUCGAUCUGCCGAUGAACUCGAGGCACUUUUGAUCGCUCAAUCGCAGAUGUCAUAAGUACAUACCCAUAAAGUUCAUGCUUAAUGACAAAACAAAAGAUACUUAGGCCACGCAUACAUACAUAGCAGCAUCAUUAUUAUAAUUCACUUUCUCAAUUACGACAAAAAAAAAAUAAUAAGGAAGAAAAUUUCGCGUACUCGCCAUGCGCGACAGUGGAUAAAAAAAAUUAUCCUUUAUAAUAAUAUUAUAUGUAUGACAGAUGAAUUUAAAGAAAAUUACGACAGCGCCUAUCGGCGUCAUUAAAAUUAUAUAUAGCGUAAUAUAUAUUGUUGUAUAAAUAUAUUCGACGAUACAGGGUGUAAAUAGGAUGAAAUUAUAAUGAAAGAAAUAAAAAAACAUUAAAAAGA
Molecule: messenger RNA, 3199 nt
Organism: Trichogramma pretiosum
Lineage: Eukaryota; Metazoa; Arthropoda; Insecta; Hymenoptera; Trichogrammatidae
Product: nucleolar protein 4-like
Exons: 7
Coding region: 1044-2849 (601 amino acids)
Source: RefSeq, a predicted model, not a curated record